CGUGGGGAGGCAGCGGGCGCGCUGCUUGACGUAUUCUCGCGCGACGGCCGCCGUCCGCUCCGCCAUGGGGGCUCGGCGGGCGCUGCACUUCGUGUUCAAAGUUGGGGACCGGGCGCGGACCGCGAGCUUCUACCGAGAGCUGCUGGGCAUGAGCGUGCUGAGGCACGAGGAGUUUGAGGAGGGCUGCAAAGCCAGCUGCAAUGGCCCUUAUGAUGGAAAAUGGAGCAAAACGAUGGUGGGCUACGGGCCAGAAGACAAUCACUUUGUUGCGGAAUUGACUUACAAUUAUGGUAUUGGAGAAUAUCGCCUGGGCAAUGACUUUCUGGGCAUAACACUUGUGUCCAGCCAGGCCGUGAGCAAUGCCAAGAAGAUGGGGUGGCCCCUCAAAGAAGUCACAACUGGUGUUUUCGAAGCUGAAGCCCCAGGAGGCUACAAGUUCUACUUGGAAGACAAGGAACAGCUCAAGCAAGAUCCUGUGCUGAAAGUAACCUUGGGUGUCUCUGACCUGCGCAAGUCUGUUAACUACUGGUCUGAUUUGCUUGGCAUGAAAAUAUAUGAGAAGGAUGAGGAAAAACAAAAGGCUUUGCUAGGCUACGCGGAUAACCAGUGUAAGUUGGAGCUGAAGGCUGUUGGAGGAGCGGUGGAUCAUGGGACAGCGUUUGGGCGGAUUGCCUUCUCCUGCGCAAAGGAAGAGUUGCCAAAGAUUGAAGCACUGAUGAAAAAGGAGAACCAGAAAAUUUUAACUCCUCUGGUUAGCUUGGACACACCUGGCAAAGCCACAGUGCAAGUGGUUAUUUUGGCUGAUCCUGAUGGCCAUGAAAUCUGUUUUGUGGGAGAUGAAGCAUUCCGAGAUCUGUCCAAGGUGGACCCUAAUGGUGACAAAUUGUUAAACGAUGCCAUGGCAGGGGACGACAGUGACAAAUGGUUUGCUGCACAAAAUAGGAAGAAGGCAUCUGCUUAGCUGGAGAGAAGGAAUGGACUGCUCAUUUGUGCCUUGUUUUUCAUCUGAGUGAAAUGCAAGUGCUGUCUAAUCUGUUGCAUCACCUCUUCCAGUAAGAGGGCACGCAAUGUCUCAUGCCGGUUGGUUUGUUUGAUUUCAGCUUGUCUCUUACUGUGACUCUCUCCUUUCAAGCAAAUAACGUGUUCUUCUUCAAAAAAAAUCAAGUUAUGCAGUA
Cuculus canorus (common cuckoo) is the source of this 1175-nucleotide messenger RNA. RefSeq names its product glyoxalase domain containing 4 (gene GLOD4). The coding region runs from base 65 to 961 and encodes 298 amino acids. The transcript is spliced from 9 exons. Lineage: Eukaryota; Metazoa; Chordata; Aves; Cuculiformes; Cuculidae. The record is from RefSeq and is a predicted model, not a curated record.